Apis dorsata (giant honeybee) is the source of this 1458-nucleotide messenger RNA. Its product is annotated as dynein regulatory complex protein 9. The record is from RefSeq and is a predicted model, not a curated record. Bases 168 to 1196 code for a protein of 342 amino acids. Gene Ontology annotation, biological process: cilium organization. NCBI's taxonomy places the organism in Eukaryota, Metazoa, Arthropoda, Insecta, Hymenoptera, Apidae. The transcript is spliced from 7 exons. Gene Ontology annotation, molecular function: protein binding. Gene Ontology annotation, cellular component: cytoplasm; motile cilium.
AUUUGAGACUCGGGAGUUGAGAAGUGAGCGAGUGAGUGACCGCAAUGUGUUAAAGAAGAAAGAAGAAAGAAUGAAAGAAGAAUAAAGAAAAAGAGUAAUUGCGAUUUUUAUCUUACCGUUUAAAACAAGCGGUUGAUUUGCAUUUAAAUGAAAUAAAGAGAUACUCAAUGGCCACGAAUGAUUCUUUACGGUUCUCCCCGGCGGAACGGCCCGUAAUUUUAGCAGCGCUCGAGGAGUUCACGAAUGCGUUAGCCAUUUACCACGGAACGCUGAGAAAGCCCACGAGACACGAUAACGAUAUUCUUGUCGACUGUUUACCUUUUGAUGACUUGAAAGCAAUAAAUCCCAAAAUGGAAAUUAUGGAAAUCGACGAUGUUAAAGAACGAGACAUUUCGAAGAAAAUUCAUGAAAAUAGUUUAUACGUGAAAAGAAUCAUGGAGAAGUUGAAAAUAGAAAUACGAGAACGAGGGACGUUCGAAUUAUUAACCGAAGAGAUCGAAAAGAUCGUGACACGCGAGAAAAAAGAGGAGUGUUUUUUCAAAGAGGAAGAGAAAUUGAGAAAAAGUACAGCAAAAUUGCAAAGGAUAAUCGAUGAGAGGAAGAUUGUUAACGAGCAGGAGAAAAUACGAAUGUUGAACGAGCUCUCAAAGGAACAGGAUAACGUGGAAAAAUUAAAAUUAAUCUCGAACAUGGAGUUGGAUUAUGUUACGGAAUGGGAGAAAGCAAGAUACGAGCAGAAUUCAUUGCGUUGCAACAUGGAAAUAGAAAAAUUGGAGAAGAUGUUAAAAGAUCAGCGCGUACGUGAAAAAAAUGAACGGCGAGUUCACGCCGAAUUAACAAAAUUUCUGACCCAGGAAACAGCAUUACUAGAGAAAAAAAACAAAGAAUGGAAAGAGCGAUAUAUUCAAGAAAAAAAGAUCUACGAGAAGGAGAUCCAACAGUUACGAAUUGAAAUAAAAAUAAUUCAAAAAGAGAUGGAUAAACUUAAAGAAGAGUAUCGAUGUAAUCAAAAGUUCAUAAACACGUAUCUGGCGGAAAAGGAGGCAUUGAAAAAGGAGAAGGAGCGAUGGAAACGCAUGCAAAAAAGCGCAAUCAAGAUUCAAGCUUGGUGGCGAGGCGUUAUGGUGCGCCGGAAGUUGGGACCAUAUCGACUUGCGGAAAAAAAGAAAAAACGAUCAACUAAAAUAAAGAAGUAAUCUUCUUUCCGUUUUAUUUACCCCUUAAUGCUUGUACAGAUAUGAUCUUCAUCCUUCUUAGAAUAAUAUUUAAAAAUAAUAUUUUUUUUAUUUAAUUUUGUUUUGUACAUGUUUUAUCUUUUGUCGAUAUAUUCAUUAUAAAUAGAUACAUUUAAAAAAAUGUGUGAAAAAUGAAUUCCUAUUAGAUAAAAAUUUAAAAGAAAUAUUAAUUUAUACAAAUGUAUUAUAAUUUAAUUGAUUAUAUAAAAAUAAAAGAUAAAGA